Seminavis robusta is the source of this 3691-nucleotide messenger RNA. The record is from the annotation of a GenBank genome assembly. NCBI's taxonomy places the organism in Eukaryota, Bacillariophyta, Bacillariophyceae, Naviculales, Naviculaceae.
AGAUCUUUGGGAGCACAAGCUAGAAGAAUACUAAAUGUUGAUAAUUUCUAUCUAUCGUUUCUUUUCUUUUCUUUUCUUUUCUUUGGAGUGGAUUCCUCAAUGCUUGCAUCCAACACUUCCAGCUUCUGAGGACUGUUGUCAUUUCCACCCAACACAGCUGUCUUGGUGUAGAGGGAGCAGUACAUCGUAUUCAUCUGGGUCAUCACAGCAUGGUGAAGAUAUGCAGUGGAUUUGAAGUGGAUUAAAUAUCAAACCAUCAAACUGCCUCAAUGAAAUGCAAAUUCCAUGUGACGGAAAACAACAAUAGUUCAAAACUGUGCCAUAUCAUCCUUGGGAUCCUUGGAAAGAACCGUAUUGAAGGACAGAAAUGCAUCCUCAUGAGCGUGGCCAUUCAGAACAUUCAACACGGGAGCUACUACUAACUAGUAGUAGCUGUCUAGUCUACCGGUACUAGUCUUUGCUGUCGUAGAUAGAUUACUCUGGAAUUACACUAGCAGAGGACUAAGUGAUGCCAGCUUGAAGGUAGUGGGGGAAUGGAUCAAGGGGCGCAUUGAAGUGGCGGGGGUGGAAGAGGCCAGCCAGUGGGUCUGCAGGGGUAGUUCCAGAUGAGUAGCGUGUGGAGGAAGCAGUGGCAAUGGAUCUAAGGAUGUGGUGCCCAAGGUGAGUGGACAGGUUGAGUGCCAGUGAAUGAUGAGCCCACCUGGAUGGGGAGAGUGGGGUGAGUGUGGUAUCCAGAUUGGGGGGAGGGGUGUAGUGCUUGUCUGCCAGUGGAAGGAGACCAACAGGAGCAGAUUGUAGUUGGAUAGGUAGUGGAGCUAUGGGGUGGUGGGUUGUUGAUCCAAGUUUCUGUGGGUGGGGGGAAUGGGAGAUCUUUGGUGUCCUACUACAGCUGUACCAGCACCGCGACUGCAUCAUUUUAUCCCCAACCCGACAACUUGGGAAGGUCCAGUCCCGCAGCACCGGUACCGCCGCAGAUUCAUGGUUUGGAUCUGUGAGGAGUCAUGGAUACUGGUGCAUCCUACACUAUUGUUAGAAGUGAAACGAAGCUCGCUUUUCGGUUCCCUGUCGCAUAAUUGAAAUGUGUCGAGCACCUCCGCUUCGUAAGACCAGUACUAUUCCUUCAUCCGAUCUACGUCAAACGUCCUCGGCAGGCUCUUUAUAACGGACGUUUAACCCACCUUUUUGGUUUGCGUGACACAACUUCCAGCACUCUCAACGGAAGUGGGGAGCAACAGGUCAGAUGUACUGAAAGGGGCAAAAGGUUUUAGGUUUGAACGCGUGUUCUUCUGCAACAACUGUUAAAUGAUGGCUUCCCAAGAUCUCUUUCAUGCGAAAGAAUGAAGGGGAUGUGAAUGUGUGCAUUAUCUCUUUAGGUUUUCCACGAAUGCUAUCGUCAUCUUCAUGCUCAUUUCACUGUUUAAGCCUGGUCUAAACCCAGUAGCCAUUGACUCGAUGGCAUCAAGGUUUUACUGGGGUGUCUUUUCCACAGUCGCACUUACCAAUUCCUCCGUACUCAUUUCGCUUGGGUGGCAUUCUUGUAACGGCAGUUUUCUCCUCACCCAAGGCGAAACAUUUUUUGGCCGGGCUCUCAGGAGGCUGCUUCACAGGCACUCAAACCGAAAGGGCUGGACCACGCUGUUGUGCCUUUGACUAUCCUUGGUGCCCUUGAUCUUCAUCGCCAACAACGACUGGUGGUAUGAUCCUUCUAGACUCGACUCCAUCUUUUUGUUGCUAGGAGAGUUGCUAUUGUAGACAAUCUGUCUCUGCGCAUGUAUGGAGGUGUAGGCAGGAGCAGUUGGUACAGGUUUCAUCUCAUCUCAUCUCAUCUCAGCUCAUCAGUUGUGAUCUCAUACUAGUAGUUGAGAUUGUGGCUGGGCUGUCACGUGACCAACGCAUCGGCCACAAUGCCCAAGCGACCGCUGUUUCAGGGUUCCUCGACAGACGCUUCAGCCGCUGCUGCAACUGAUCAGGCGGCUGUAGUCAAGUUGGAAAAUGCGACAGCGCAAGGUGUAGCGGAUCCAGGCAUCAAUGAUGUCAUUAGUGGCAGAGGGGAUACCAUCAACAGACACCCUGGGAAUGUCCAUUUCCGCAAACUUGUCGAGGAAAAGCGACGGGUGUACCUUAGUUCGCACUUCAAACGCGAGAAGCGGCUGAUUGCUGAAACCAUCGUAGCUGCCAUCAAAUCACUGGAUCCUCCUGGGAGAUUCCUUUCCAAGGAUACCAAGACGGGUCUAUGGUUCCCCAUCGACGAAGACAGAGCACGAGAGAAAGCAUCACAAGCUCUCCGGGAAAACUCCAAGAAAAUCAAGGCUGAACUACUCCAAACCGAUGAUUCCAUUCGCAAAAUGUCAAAUCACACAAACUACAACGCUGCUGGGGUCGCCACCGGACAACACAGCAGCACAGGUUAUCCUCCUAGUAGCCCAGGAAAGAAUGGAACAGCCUACGAUCCGCAUCAGCAUCACUAUCCAUACCCACCACCGGGACCAGGAUGGGGAUACCCGUAUUACUACGGAUAUCAAAUGCCUCCCAUGCCGCCAGGGUACCAUCCACACGCAUAUCCCCCGCCACCUGUUCCAACGGGACCACCCCCUUUCUACCCAUAUGGACCACCCCAACCUGCUGGAGGAACCGCUGCAGCCACUUCCUCUACCUUCCCAGGCGAACCAGCACAGGAAUCCAAUACUAGCAACAUCAUCCAAUCCAAAAGCACCGAACCAACCGACCUAGACGACACACGGUUUAGCAGACUUCCCUUUCAACCCAUGCCAGAGCAGCGCCUUCGACAAACCCAACAGCAGCGACAAACGCAAAAUGAAACACAUGCCAUGGACGAAGACUCGAAACGUCAAGACUACGGGUCCAGUCUCAAGUGCCGCAAAAUAGAAUCAUUCAAUGAGGAACCUCGGGAACGGCAAGUCAUCAAGAAUACAUCUACUACGUGGGGAGGCAUCGUCAGUGCACCCCAUACACCGACGAAGACCACCGCCAACUUCCCAGACCCCCCUUCUCCCCAUCCUCAGAAUCAAGCUGCAUAUAUGCGGUCGCCGGAGAACUAUGGUGGCCCUCGUCGGAUGGCUGCUCAUCCUGGGUACGGGGCUCACCAUCAACAGACUUUGACAGUAAACACUGCAAGUCCUCCCCUGGAUGGGCCUCCUCACCAACAUCAUCAUUACCAUCCUCCCGAGGCUACUAGAACUCCAAUUGGAGCCAAGACACCGGUAGCAGCCAUUCAAGACAUUGUCUUUCACGCUUCGCAAGGAUUAGGAGCGGGACUGCACCACCCCUUGUCUGCCACACCAUCGUUUUCUCGGUCUCCUUUGCCAGCCAACUCCCCGGAGGCAGCAGCGGGAGACCAAUCAGUGCCAUUCUCUCCUAUUCGUGCCCAGCAACAGCUUCUAGAGAAUCAGAAUCACCCAGCCAAGCUACCAAACGACUUUAGCUUCCCUACGAUGACUGCGCACUCACCACGGCGAUUUCAUCGCCAUGCCUUGGCGCAACGAUCCAACUAUUUCGUUUAGAACGAUCUAGUUGAGUAUCUAGUUGCUUGAGUACAACUACACAAGGUGCUGGGAGGUACCUUACCAAUGGGCAGGCUGCAGCUACAGUAGCCUGGGAUUAAGAGUGCGAGCAGCUCUUACAAUAGAUAGUAAACGCUUCAAACAGAAAUAGAUUUUGCCAAGCCUACUUG